Molecule: messenger RNA, 1435 nt
Organism: Mytilus californianus (California mussel)
Lineage: Eukaryota; Metazoa; Mollusca; Bivalvia; Mytilida; Mytilidae
Product: fatty acid-binding protein, adipocyte-like
Exons: 4
Coding region: 75-506 (143 amino acids)
Biological process (GO): fatty acid transport
Cellular component (GO): cytosol; nucleus
Molecular function (GO): fatty acid binding
Source: RefSeq, a predicted model, not a curated record
UCAAGGCCAUUUGUGCCAUUGAUCCAUGACCAGGGACACAGUUAUCUCACGGUAGACAGAUUUUAUAAUUAAAAAUGGCUACUGAUGAGAUGAAAAGUAAAUUUGAAGGAAAAUGGAAACUUUACAAGAAUGAGAAUAUUGAUGCCUUCUUUUCUGAUGUUGGUGUGAAUUUCCUUGUGAGGAAAAUGAUUGCCGCUGGCUCCCCAACCCAAACAAUAACUAUCAACGACGAUUCUGUCAAAAUAGACGUGGAUGCUGGGUUUAGAAAAAGAGAGGACGUAGUUAAAUUUAAUGUGGAGGAAGACAAGACGACAGAAAAUGGGGAGCCAGGAAAGAUGAUGGCAACUUAUGAGGAUGGUAAGAUUAAAUUCACGCAGACACCAAACGACCCGAAAUCAACUGUCACGACGAUGAUCAGAGAGAGAGAAGGCGAGGAACUAGUUUUGACUAUGAUACGACAUAAAGAUCCAGAUAUAGUAGCAAAGAGGUGGUUUAAAAGAUUGUAGGACCUGAGGCUUGAGUUAUUUGAUGGUUGUAGAAGCUAACGUUUAAGUUAUUUAAUUUACGCAAUUUGUUAUGAAAAAUGGUGCUUGCAUUUGUAUCACAAAAUAAAAAACUUCAUUUACUAUUGUGUAAUCUAUAAAGCAUUUCAUACAUAAUAUGAGUGAUAUUCGUUUUUCGUGAUAACAGUUUUCUUUGCAAUAAGUCAAACCAUGAAUUUGAGUCUUUCAACAUUAUUUUUUUUAUUUUACUCAUAUUAAGGGAGUACCCAACACUUUUACCAAAAUGAAUUUGGCUCGUUUAAUUUUCAUAAAAUCUUGAUAAAUUAUUUAAUUUGACCUGUUGACAAAAAUAUAAAAAAAAUCAAGAAAUUUAAACCGCACAAUUUACAGAAAUAAUUUCAUCGGAUAUAUAGCAGUUUGACAAACACUAAUUUUGAUCAUUGAGAAGCUUGAUUUCUCUUCACUUAUAGUAUGUGAUUUAAAUGUUCAGCUGAUUUUUAAAGAGUUAACUCCCUUAUAUGUUAUGUACCCUCUUAAAUGAUUAUAGCCUUUGAAAAAGAUUCAACAGUUUAACAAAGAUGUUAUAUAUUUAUAGUAUUUCAUAUAUAUCAUAUACCAUAAUGACUUAGUUUUAAUAUACGUUAUUAUUACUGAACUUAUAUAUUAUUUUUUUCUGUCUAACAAAUAUAUCAGCUAAAAUGGAUUUAAUAUGCACAGCGGUCCUUUACAUGAAAUGAACUCAUUUCAAAUAUUCAGAGCAUAAUAUUUAGUUUCAGUCAGUUAAUAUUUAUAUUGUUACGAACUAUAAAGUUUAAGUCAGAUUUAUUAUAUUAUUUUUUAUUUCCUUACGUAUAUGUAUUAUGUCUGUACGAUGCUAGCUACAUUUGUACGUAUAUUUCUGUAUCGUAUAUCAAAUAAAUAUAUAGAUUUAA